Molecule: messenger RNA, 4534 nt
Organism: Patella vulgata (common limpet)
Lineage: Eukaryota; Metazoa; Mollusca; Gastropoda; Patellidae
Exons: 13
Coding region: 439-2691 (750 amino acids)
Biological process (GO): arabinan catabolic process; xylan catabolic process
Cellular component (GO): plant-type cell wall
Molecular function (GO): xylan 1,4-beta-xylosidase activity; alpha-L-arabinofuranosidase activity
Source: RefSeq, a predicted model, not a curated record
GUUUCCUUUUGUUUGGGAAAGGCAAUAACUGAAACGGCUCCCCACAUCCACAUACUUCGUGUCUUUUACCAGAAUGUUUUUUACAAUCGCUUUUUAGCCACCUCUGGAGUGUGUAGUACGAAUUUGAACAACCUAUUACGACACAAUUCGACAUUAUUUGUUUGUUUACACUCAACCGGAAGUGGCGGGACAUUGUUUGCUAUUUUUAGAGAUCACAUGAUUCUUUUAUUUACAUCAAGCACGUGAUAGGGAAGAUGAACCCCACAAGCCACAUGGAUUUACUGAAAUGCUUUACACGGAUUAGUUGCGACAAUUUUAUCACACGUAAAUAAUAUGUAAAUUAUAAGUGUAAAGAAUCAGUAACCUAUUAAUACAUUUGGAGAUCUUUUUAAAAAGCAAAUCGUUCUUUCCAGACAGUCAUUUAUUAAAAAAAAAUUAAUGAUGAUGAUGCAUAUAUAUUGCCCAAGUUUAUUCAUUCAAGUGUCUCAUUUAAAAACGAUAAUAACUAUUUUAUACCUUAGUCAACCUCCCUCUACUUAUGGAGAUGUUUACCCUUUUCAAAAUGUGUCCCUAUCAUUUGAUGAAAGGACAACAGAUUUAAUCAACAGACUUACAUUAGAUGAAAUAGUUUUACAAAUGGCUAAAGGUGGAGGAGGUGAAUAUGGUGGUCCAUCUCCAGCCAUACCUCGUCUAGGUAUUAAGAAAUUCCAGUGGGACACAGAAUGUUUAAGAGGUGAUGGAUAUGCAGGUAAUGCCACAUCAUUUCCACAAGCUAUUGGUUUAGCAGCAACUUUUAGCGCUGAUGUUAUUUAUACCAUAGCAGAGGUAACAGCCAUUGAAGUUCGUGCCAAACAUAACGAUUAUGUUAGUAGAGGAAAUUUUUCAGAUCAUACUGGACUUGGUUGUUUCAGCCCAGUUAUAAACAUUAUGCGGCAUCCAUUAUGGGGUAGAAAUCAGGAAACGUAUGGAGAAGAUCCAUAUCUAAGUGGUAUGUUAGCUAGAUAUUUUAUACAAGGCUUACAGGGAGAUCAUGAACGGUAUAUUCGAGCUAGUACAACAUGUAAACAUUUUGAUGCCUAUGGUGGUCCUGAAGAUUUACCAAUUUCAAGACAAAUAUUUAAUGCUAAGGUAUCUGAGAGAGAUUUACGUACAACAUUUUUACCCCAGUUUAAGCAGUGCGUAGAUGGAGGAGCAUAUGGUUUCAUGUGUAGUUAUAACAGUGUAAAUGGCGUACCUGGUUGUGCUAACUCCCACUUAUUAACUGAUGUGUUACGGAAUGAUUGGGGUUUCAAAGGUUAUGUGAUAAGUGAUGCUGGGGCUGUAGAAUUUAGCAUCAUCUGGCAUUUCUAUUUUAAGAGCAUCCUUGAUGCAGCAGCUGGAUGUGUAAAGGCUGGAUUAAAUCUAGAACUAGGACCAACAGGUUUCAAGCAUCAAAUUUUUGAAUCCAUUGGGAAGGCUGUGCAAGCAGGACUUUUAACAGAAGAAUUAGUCCGCGAAAGAGUUCGACCCAUUCUCUACACUAGAAUGAAGCUUGGAGAAUUUGAUCCUGUUAAAAUGAAUCCUUAUAAUUUCAUCAAUACAUCAGUUAUACAAAGUAAAAGACAUCAGGAUGUAUCAGUACAAGCUGCUAUUAUGUCUUUUGUUUUACUCAAACACAAUGGACUUCUACCAUUGAAAGAGAAAUUAAAAAACAUAGCUAUAGUUGGACCUAUGUCAAAUAAUCCAACACAAUUACUGGGUGACUAUUCAGCUGAUGUUGAUUUCAACUUCCUGGUAACACCAUUGAAGGGAUUAUCCCCCUUGGCAGAUCAUACCAAUCAUGCAGAUGGUUGUAAGGAUACAGAAUGUAAAGAAUAUGAGAAAGACAGUGUAUUAUCAGCUAUAAAAUCUGUUGAUGUUACUGUUAUUUGUCUUGGAACAGGUCAGGUUAUUGAAACAGAAAAUGUUGAUAGAAGAGAUAUAUAUUUACCAGGAAAACAAAAACAAUUAUUACAAGAUGUUAUUCAGUAUUCAAGUGGUCCUGUCAUAUUAUUAUUAUUUACUGGUGGACCUAUAGAUAUAUCAAUAGCAGAUAAAUCAUCUAAAGUAGCCGCCAUAUUUCAAUGUUUCUUCCCAGCUCAAGCUACAGGAACUGCCUUAUAUAAAGUUUUAACACUAGAAUCUGUUAAAGCUAAUCCUGCUGCUAGAUUACCAUAUACAUGGUAUUCUAAUAUGUCACAGGUACCUGAUAUGACAGAUUAUACCAUGACAGAGAAAACUUAUCGUUAUUUUACUGGCAAACCAUUAUAUCCAUUUGGCUAUGGUCUGUCUUACUCAUCCUUUUUAUACAGUAAUCUAGUCAUUGAUCCUGCCACUAUAGAGGCAGGUCAAAAUGUAACAGCAUCAUUUACCAUAGUAGAUAAUGGAAAAUAUGACGGUGAUGAGGUCUGUCAAGUGUAUAUAUCAUGGUUAAAUGCUACAGUAGAAACACCUAGAUAUCAAUUAGUUGGAUUUAAACGUGUUCAAUUAACACGUAAUGAACCUGUACGUAUUGUUCUACCUAUAAAAUCAGAUCAAAUGGCUGUGUGGAUUGAUAAUAAAGGUUUUGUAGUAGAACCAGGUGUGAUAAAAGUUUAUGUUGGAGGACAAUCACCACAACAACAGACUAGAAUAACAUCUAAUCAACUGGUUUCUCAGUUUACAAUCAAGUAGAAAGUUCAAUACAUUCUACAAAGUUUGCAUUAAUAAUAUGUGAUUUUACACCUUCAAGAACAUUUUGAAUUUUUAGCAGAAGAGCAAGGGGCCAAAUCACCCUAUAAUGAUCAUUUCGUAUGUUAAUUUUAUUCAAUACAAGAUUGUUUUUGUGUAUUAAGAAACGUUUAUUGAUAUGUAGAAAUACCUGCACCGGUAUUUUGUGUGAGGUACAGGUCAAUGCUAAAAUUCAUCUGUUGAAAAGGAAUGUACUUUAAAAACUGAAAUUCAACCAACUGGUAUUAAUCUUUUCAUUCUUAUUUUAAAUUCAAUUCAGUUAUCAUAUUGCAUAGCCAAGGUGUUGAAAUUGAAUGUUUUUAUACACCCACAUUUUCAUGUGGACGUAUUAUGUUGUUGCCCUUGUCCAGCCGUGUGUCCGUUCACAUUUUGUUUGUGGACACUCUAACGUUUUAUUUGAUUUUGACGUAACUUGAAAUAUAGGUUUAUAGCCUAAAGAUCUUGGUUCCUUUCAAUAUUGGCAUGUAUCGGAUCGUAACUUCAUGUUUUUAGCUUGUGGACACUCUAGAGGUCAAAAAUUUUAUCCGAUUUUGAUGAAACUUAAAAUAUGUGUUUAUAACCCAAAGAUCUCGGUUCCUUUCAAUAUUGGACAUAUCAGACUGUCACUUCCUGGAUUAUAACCCCUGAUAGUACGAAAAAUCAUGUCUUUAGCUUCACAAUUUUAAUUUGACUUUAAAAACAGUUCAAAUAUAUCACCAUUACACUGUAAUGAUGGUUGAAUUUGAAUUUCGUGAAAAUCAGACUGAAACUGCCCGACAAAAUGGCUGCUCCCUGUAGGCAAUAAAAGUAUGUAAUACCAAGGUUAUGGAGCCUCUAGAGAUCACGAUUUUUAUCUGAUUUUGAUGUAUGGUUAUAACCCAAAGAUCGUGGUUCCCUUCAAUAUUAGUGCAUAUCGGACCAUAACUCUCAAGUUUAUGUUUAUGCGUUUUUAGCUUGUGAACACUCUAGAGGUCACAAUUUUUAUUUGAUUUUGAUGAGACUUAAUAUAUGUUUAUGUCCCAAAGAUCUUGGUUCCUUUGGAUUUUGUUGCAUGUCGAACCGUAACAUGGAUUAUGGCCCCUGAUUCUACGAAAAAUGACUUUUUUUUUAGCUUGUUCUUUGUCCAUCUCUUGCAAAAUGUGGCCAUAUCUUGCAUGGUAACCGCUAGUUUAUUGUUAUAUUUAGAAAUGGGUUUUACUUACACCUGAUUUGUCUUUGUAGAAAUAUGUGUCAUAUUGGCUGAAAUUAACAUCAAAAUAUCAGACCUUGAGAUAGUAUAAAUUCUAAGUACUUUUAUGGAAACGAAAUUAAUUUAACUAUAAAUAUGUAUAUAUGUGUGUGUGUAAGGGAUAUAAGCCAACAAUUCCUUUGAAGGAAAAUAUGAUUAUGAGUUAUAUCUCUGUGAGAGGUGACAGGUGUCUUAAGAUAAAGUAUUGAUGAUAUUUAACACCCAGGACACCUUCCAAAUCAGGAUUAUCUGUACAAAUAGAUUAAACUCAACAUGUUAAAACUUGUUAAAUGCGGACUUAUUUCUGUCUCAAUCUUACUGUUACAGUAUGUCUGGAUGUCACAUGGAGAGUUGAAAACAGUAAAUGGAGAACUGACAGAUUUUGUUGAUAAUUGUGAUCCGAAUCAUCAUAAUUCCUGUGGUAGUGACAAGUGUUGUGUCAAAGAGAGUUUGACAUAUACUCCAGAAACCGCAGUAGGACCAAUGCCUAGAUAUAGAGUCAGCUGUAAACCGCUUGGUAUAAAGGGAAAAUCGUGUUUUGUAAGCAAACAGAGUGUAGAAGUCUGCCCUUGUGCCAAA